Molecule: messenger RNA, 1068 nt
Organism: Aspergillus viridinutans
Lineage: Eukaryota; Fungi; Ascomycota; Eurotiomycetes; Eurotiales; Aspergillaceae
Product: IGBP1/TAP42 family protein
Exons: 3
Coding region: 1-1068 (355 amino acids)
Biological process (GO): regulation of signal transduction; regulation of dephosphorylation
Cellular component (GO): cytosol
Molecular function (GO): protein phosphatase 2A binding
Source: RefSeq, a predicted model, not a curated record
AUGGAGCAACCUCAAAGCCUCCGAUCGCUAUUUACCGCUGCAAAGGCUGAGAAAGCCUCGUUGGAGUCGCGGCCCGACUCCAAUUCUGACUCCUAUCGCAAGGAUGUUAAUGAAACGAUAGCGAAGUUUGAGGAAUGCCAGCGCCUCGUUGGCCAACUCUCCUUGUUCAGCUCGAACGAACCUCUAGAAGAUAUUGCAACAGGGGAUAUACAGUACCUCACCGUGGAUUAUCUCCUCGCAGACAUUCUCCAACGUACCUAUACCUCAGACCGCGAAUCUACCAUCCGGCGUGCUUUGGAACUAUACGAGAAAUACCUUUCGCGGUUAGAUGACUAUGGUCUUCUUAAUGACAACGAGAAGAAGCUACACGAACGCUACAUAUCGAAUCCCUCGUCUUUCUCCUUGACUCCGACUAAUGAUGCAGCCACCCGAAGAGAAGUGAAGCUAUCAAGGUUUCGGGAGGAGAAAGAGCUGAAACAACGGCUUGAGUAUUUGUCAAACAAUCAGAGCCAACUACAAAGUGAUGACGAAGACGUCCGGAAACUUUACCUGGCAGAAAUCAAUCUGUACACGCAUCAAGCCUUCCAGUCGAUGGAUUUACUCUCCCAAGAACGUUCAAUGCUUUCAGCGAUUCGCAAUAACCCUCCCAAUCCCGCUGAGCUCCCGCAGGACGAUCCCAGGCGACGAAACAACAACGCUGAAUCAGGUUACUCGGAGCGUCUCGACCCGCCUUUGUCUCAGCUCCUCAGAGGUGGAAAGUCCCGUGCGAUACUAAGUAGAGAAGGAAAGCCAUUGCAGCCUUUUACUUUACUGGAUCGCCGCACUCAACUCCAACAGGGCGUGUUUAGGUCCGGCCAUAAUCUCCCGACGAUGACGAUUGAUGAAUAUCUUGAAGAAGAAAAGAGAAGAGGUGGUAUAAUUGAAGGUGGAGAAAAGUCUGGUAUGAAAGAGGAAAUAGACGAGGAUGACGUGGACAAGGCAGACGAAGAGACAAUGAAGGCUCGAGCCUGGGACGAAUACAAGGAAGCGAACCCAAGAGGCUCCGGGAACACCUUGAAUAGGGGAUGA